Pistacia vera is the source of this 979-nucleotide messenger RNA. RefSeq names its product protein PHLOEM PROTEIN 2-LIKE A1-like. NCBI's taxonomy places the organism in Eukaryota, Viridiplantae, Streptophyta, Magnoliopsida, Sapindales, Anacardiaceae. The record is from RefSeq and is a predicted model, not a curated record. The transcript has 2 exons. The coding region runs from base 61 to 741 and encodes 226 amino acids.
CAUACUAUAAACAUGGAAAUUGAGCAUCAUCAUUAAUAGGAGGAAGAGAGUGGUGAAGAGAUGGCAACUGCUCAGGAAGCUCAGGUUUCUCAAACAAAAUUGCUGCUUCCAAAAAACUAUGAAGCCAUUCUUGAAGAUGCAGACUCACAGAUUGACAAGUCCUCUUCAGACAGGCUGUAUGAACAACUCUACUCUGGAAUUUUCUUAAACCAAAAGAAAAAGAAGUUUUGGGUUGACAAGUUGACCCAGAAGGUCUUCUUUGUGCUGUUUGCAAAAAAUCUCUCAUACCCUAAAGGAAACUGGAUUCUGCAGCCCAUUUUAACCGGCUGUCCCGGGCUUGAGGACUUUAAGCUACAAGAAUCACACAGAUUCGGGAUAGAGGAGGCUAUUCUGCAAGAAUCAGAAAGUUUUGAGGUGAAAGGGAGAUUCAACACAUGCAAUCUCACCCCUCAAACUUUUUACAAAGUUUCAUUUAUAAUAAGGAUGGAAAAGAAUGCUCAUGGAUGGGAAGAUCCUGUGAACCUGAGACUCGUCCAUCCGGAUGGAAGAGAGGAAGAACGCAAAGAGAAGUUGAAGGGAAAGCCGGAAAAUAAAUGGAUGGAGAUUUUAGUUGGUACGUUUACCACGUUUAUCGAUGCGGGGGAGAUCGAGUUUUCUAUGUAUGAAUUUGGUAAGCGGAAGAAGAAAGGACUCGCCAUUUUUGCAGCCUUCAUCCAGCCAUUGCCAUUCCGCAACAACUAAUUAAGCUUGAGGAUGAUAAAGCUAUUUGAGGUUGAUUUGCAGAACUAUAUUUCUAGAUAAAUAAUAAAUAAUGGACGCUGCAUGCAUCAGCUUCUCACAAUAGGACUGAAAAUACGUAUAAUAAUGUGAGGGUUACAUAUGUGAUAAAAAUAAGCAGCAAUAAAGUCACAAUUUAUGCUUUGAAUCAAACUGCGACAGUAACACAUUUGCUUUGCUAGUUCAUCUCUUUGAGGUUAAU